AUGCCCAAACAGCCCAUCCCCAUAAUCGGCGCGGGCAUAGCCGGCCUAACCCUAAGCCGCAGCCUUCUCCACCGCGGCAUCCCCAGCAUAGUCUUCGACAAAGCGCCCCCAAACCGGCGAGGCUUCAACUACGCCAUCACCCUGCACUCCACCGCCUACAAACCGUUGUUGGAAGUCCUAAAUCUCUCGGAUACAGCGUUCAAAGCCCACGUCGCCAUCGACGCCGAAGACGGUGGCGAAGGCAAACAUGGCGAAAACAUAGACAUACCCAGCCACGGCGGUUUAUACGACACCUCCACCUCUUUCCGCGCCAACCGCGCCAAGUUCGAAAGUUUGCUAAGUCAAGAUCUGGAUAUCCGGUUGGGUCAUUCCCUCCAAGAAGUCAAAAGCACGCCCUCAGGACCAAGAUUGCGCUUUGCCAAUGGCGAGAUGUUGGAGGGCGGGGAACUAGUUGUAGGCGCUGAUGGUGUGCAUUCCAGUCUACGCAAACUGCUGCUGUCGGAGAAGUCAAGGGUUGAUGUUUUGCCUUAUGCUGUGUACUACGGGAAGAGGUGUAUCAUGCGGAAGGACUUCAACAGUAUCUUUGGGGGUAGGGCGGAGGGCAACCAGGGGAGGAAUGUUUGGCAGACCAAGGGGGAUGUGGUGCUUACUGUUAACGUGGAUAAGAAGGAGGAUAAGAAGGUGUGGGUUAGUUGGAUCUACUCGCGGAAGGCGCGUGGGGAGGCGGAUCCACUGUUCAAUCCUGCUAGGUCAACGAAUGCGGCUGACAAGAUACCUUUGGAGUUUUUCAAAGAAGUCCGCGCUCAGAAGAUUUUUGGUUAUCCUUACGCGGCGAUGGUUGACGUGCAGAGUAUGCGCAGCGAUAGGAUAUUGCAUUGGCUGAUGCGGACGACGUCUACGCCGUUGCCUGAAUUGCAUGACUUGCUCGCGAAGAGCGGCGUGUGUCUGUUGGGUGAUGCAGCACAUGCAGAGCCUAUUUUGGGAGGUAAUGGAGCAAACGCUUCAAUCAUCGACGGCUUGAGUCUUGCGGAUGCCAUUGCGAGCGGUGAAGAUGAUGGUAUAUCGUAUUGGUACAACGACCGCUAUCCGAAGUGGGUGCAAGGGGCUGAAGAGAGUCAAGCAAACCUUGCGAGAAUGCAUGGGUCACUACGGCCAGGUGUGAACCUUUAA
Messenger RNA from Alternaria incomplexa, 1170 nucleotides. RefSeq lists its product as uncharacterized. The coding region runs from base 1 to 1170 and encodes 389 amino acids. Gene Ontology annotation, molecular function: FAD binding. The transcript has a single exon. Lineage: Eukaryota; Fungi; Ascomycota; Dothideomycetes; Pleosporales; Pleosporaceae. The record is from RefSeq and is a predicted model, not a curated record.